AUGAAGAGUUAUGCACUCGCGCAGUUUAUCUCCAUCGCUACUGCAGGCUGCAGCCUUGACACCUUUUCCAGCCCUCGUUCCGAUCUUACACUUCGUUCUGCGGGGGGGUAUGGCUAUGACGGGCUCAAUGAGCCCCUGGCUUGGCACAAGCUGAGUGCCAACAACUCCCUCUGUGCCACUGGGAAGAAUCAGUCGCCCAUAAACCUCGUUCCAAGCAAGGAGCUCACCAUUGAUGGCUCCUCUUUGGCCUUUCAGCUCUACAGCUACCCCGAGGGAGGCGAGCUGGAGAAUCUCGGAAACACGGUUCAGGUCCAAGUAAACGGAUCGAUAAUGCUGGACAACUGGGUGUAUAACCUCGUUCAGUUCCAUUUUCACACGCCGAGCGAACACCACCUCAUGGGAGAGCACUUUCCUCUCGAAGUCCACUUCGUGGCACAGAAUGACGCUGGCUCCCUCGCGAUCAUUGCAUUCUUUGUCGAAAUCGCUAUCGGCGACGAUCGCAUCUCCAGUUUCCUCACGGCGGUCCUCAGCAGAGUCAAAGAGGUUCCUCAAUCCGGACAAAUCUUUUUGACAGGCGCCCUCAACCAUACCGAUCUGCAGUACCAUCUUUCUCAAUCCGACGUAUAUCAAUACAACGGCUCCCUAACCACACCGCCCUGCAGCGAGCAUGUGUUCUUCAAUGUUGUCGCCAGCCCUCUUUAUCUCCACCCUCGCGAAUAUCGGGCCCUGAAGAAAAUCAUGAAGUACAACUCACGUUACACACAAAAUCGGCCUGGGCAAGAUAACCUCUUGAGCCGGAGAAUAUAG
Hirsutella rhossiliensis is the source of this 807-nucleotide messenger RNA. Its product is annotated as eukaryotic-type carbonic anhydrase domain-containing protein. The record is from RefSeq and is a predicted model, not a curated record. The transcript is spliced from 2 exons. Bases 1 to 807 code for a protein of 268 amino acids. NCBI's taxonomy places the organism in Eukaryota, Fungi, Ascomycota, Sordariomycetes, Hypocreales, Ophiocordycipitaceae. Gene Ontology annotation, molecular function: zinc ion binding; carbonate dehydratase activity.